Hyposmocoma kahamanoa is the source of this 501-nucleotide messenger RNA. RefSeq lists its product as uncharacterized. The coding region runs from base 72 to 449 and encodes 125 amino acids. The transcript has 4 exons. The record is from RefSeq and is a predicted model, not a curated record. Lineage: Eukaryota; Metazoa; Arthropoda; Insecta; Lepidoptera; Cosmopterigidae.
UCCCGUGAUGAAAUGAAAUGUAGAAGAACCAAAUUUUCUAUUAUUGUCUCGAGUCCGUGUGUUUCUGACCAAUGUUUUGCGUCAGUUGGCUUACAAUGCUCGACAAAGGAAUUUCCUGGGGUCAAGUCAAGAUGCCAUUAACUAUUUUAAAUUUCUGGAAAUGGCUAUAUAUAAAAGUGCUAGUUUUAUUGCUGAGUUUGCCAAACCCGAUCGUCUGGAGUCAUAUAGUCGGAGAUAAAGCAACAACGGUAGAAUUAAAAAAGCUAUGCGAAUUCGCGUACACCUGUUUCCACGAUACCGUGAUCAUUUGCGGCAAGUCGGUGAACGAAGCGAGGACAUUUCUAGACCUUUGCGAUAUGUAUGAGUUCUCUUGCGAAUACAAUAUUGUUUUCAGACACGUGAAAGAAGAAGAAGGAGUUUGCCCAAAUCCAAAAGAAAUACUGGGAUAGGGAAACUUUUAAGAAAAAUUAAUUAUAGACGUAAAUAUAUCUUAAGCUAUGU